CUUUGACUUGUGAAGGGGGAAAAGUUUUAAGGACAGAAAAAAAAACCUAAAUCACGGAAGAGAUUCUGCAGUACGAGUUUGGCAAGUCCGCAGGGCGCAGAGCGGUGUAGAAAGGCGGAGAAAGGGGCCAGAAAGUCUCAUUUGCGCACAUCUGGUACACAUCUCUAGUCCCGCAGACGGUGAACGAGAGUGGAGUCAUGGAAGCUGCCAUUCAGACGGUGGUGAAGGUCUUCAUCAAGUCCUCCAAAGGGAAAGAGAAUCUUGGACAAAAAGACUUCCAGAACCUCGUCAAGUCCCAGCUCGGAAACAUCCUCUCGGGAGCAGACAGCAAGGAGGCCGUCAAGAACAUGAGCCAGGGACUAGACUCCAACAACGACGGCAGGGUUGGCUUCGAGGAGUACAUGAAGCUCGUCGGCUACCUGGCGUGCUCACUGAGCGAACAGCGCAAUCUCGAAAACGAGGAGCCGGAACAGAAAGCGGCCACCGCACAGGCUGCGCAGAGUGCCCCCAAUAACACAGGGGGGCAACCCAAGGAAAACGCAGAGGCCAAGGAGGAGACCAAGCCGGAGCCUAAGCAAGAGGCGAAAGCAGACGCAAAGGUGGAAGUAAAGGCUGAAGCCAAGGCGGAGGGGGAGACGAAACCAGACGCAGUUAAGGUGGAAGCAGUGGCAAAAGCUGAGGUGGCGCCGGUGGCAGCGCCGGCUGUGGUGGCACCAGCAGCAGAGGUAAAAGUGGCAGAGAAAGAACCAGAGAAGGUGGAAAAAACGGAAAAGGUGGACGAAGCUGCAGAGGAAUCUCCUGCUAGUCCCGAGGAAGAAGCAGUGGAAAAAACAGAGGAGGCAACAUCAUAAGGGACAAUCCAAUCCUUCAUUUAACCCUCCCACUGUCCUAAUGGGUGUGACCCCACGAGGAAAGUUGACCAUUGAGCAGGGUUGAUGGUUUAUCGCUUGGGUCCACGUGGCCGGCCGGGGUGAGGAGUGAGCACCGCCUCUCCCCUGCCACGUGGACCUCAAGGGAUAAACCAUCAACCCUGCUCAAUGGUCAACUUUCCUCGUGGGGUCACACCCAUUAGGACAGUGGGAGGGUUAAAAAAAAUACAACACAAGAAUGACGCCAAAAUAUGUUGGAAAGCCACUAUUUUAUAUAUAUAUAAAUAUAUAUUAAAAUGUAAUAUUUUUAACACUACAGUCAGUUAUGGAAAAAAGCACUAUUCCUCCUAUAUAAAUAUGUACAAGACCGCAGUGUUGGGCCGCUACUUACCACUAUGUUAAUAUGUACAGCAUGUGCAUCUCACUAUUUAGCACAUUUACCUCAUCGUGAGCAUUCACUAUGACAGCGCGCAGCCGUGAAAAGCUCCCUCCAAACUUGACUGAAGUAUCUUAACACACCACUUCCCUUUCUCUCUCUCCUUUUUUGGGUUUCCCACAGCCCUUGAUUACUUAAGGGAAUUUGUAAGUUUAUUAGGCAAAAUUAAACUUGUUUACCGUUGAAUCUUGCUCAUCUAAUUGGCCUUUUCUAGUCACUUCAAGCAAAGGUUUUCAUCCUAAUGAGGAAAUUAAAGAAAAAAUAACUUAUUUUCUUUAUUUUUUACAACGCCUAAACAAAAUGGUGGCUUAUUUAAUACAACAAUGAAAAAACAGACAUGUUAGUUUUUUUUUAAGUAACAGAGAAGUUUCCUGUUCUUUCAACCUUCUGGUUAAAAGUGGAAUUACAACUGUCGUGAACAACCCUUCUUUAGCUAGUGCUAACAACGAACUAACACUACAAUUAGCCAACUAGUGCUAAAAUAAACCACAAAGUCAAAAGGUCCACAAUGUCGGACAAAAAUUAUUAUUACUCACAAGUCCAGUAAGCAACAAAGCCAGGUCACCAUCAGUCUGUGAUUUUUGUAGCCUCCUUUAGCUCCCUCAAACUAGUGUAGGCCAUACCCAUAUUUACUCUGGUUUUAGCUAUUUGCUUUGCCUCCGAAUACAUUACUCUUACACUUUUACUUGUAGGCUCCACCAUGAUGCCAACAGAUAAAGCAAACUUCUUCUUUUUCUUCUUGGCCUUUUAUUGACAAUUGGUAAACUGAAAAUGCUAACUACUAGCAUUACAACUAACAGCCAUAAAGCAGGUAAAGAGCAUCCCCUAGGACACCUACCCACUACGCAAAAGUAUCAAGUGCAGUUUUUGGCUAGUAGAGGGCUGCAGAGUGGCGUCAAAUAUGAAUCUGGAAAAGUUUCGAACUCGACAAUCACUGAGAUAAAUGUUUAAGUUCUUGCUUAAAGUUUAAAAUAUAUGUGUUUUAACUUUAUUGCAUUUCGGUCUUUUUCCUAUUUCAUUCCCAACUUGUGAAAAUAUCAAUUUUUUUGGUUUUCCAUUUGUUUUGGACUAAUUUCCUUUUGCAUUUUUUGUUUGAUUUGAACUCUUCCUGGAUAUUAUUUUUAUGGGCUUUGUUGUUAGAAUUUUUACUUCGUUUGAUUUCAAAUGUUUUCCUGUAGAAAAAAGAUUGGAGAUUGCUGCAAAAAUUGGGCGCUCUUUCAAAUUUUCCAAUGAUUAGGCUUGUUGCGUUUUUUUUUCUAAUCCUAGAUUUCAAAUGGAUUAUUCAUUCUACGUCUUUGCAGAGAAUGCUAUUUCUCUAGCUUUCUACUCAGAAAUUCCUUUCUGGAGUCUUCAGUAGGUUCUGUUUACUCUCACUCUGCCGUGGAUUAAGAACUGGAAUGUCAGGUGUGACCUUCAGCUAAAUAAUUAAGACACAGGGAUGAAAUCUACACCUUAAAGGGUCAUUAGGGUCAAAACGAAGCCCAAAAUAGCCCUGAUUAAGUGAGUUCAGGACUGGGAGAGAAGGUCAGUAAAAGGUGCUGCAACAAAAAAGAGAGUUUCAAAAUAAUAUUUAUAAUAAUUUUUGCAUUUUAUUCUGGAGGGACCCUUUUGCACCCAAAACAAAAUUUAAAAAGGGGAAACCUGAUCUUUACUUUUCUUUUAAAAUUGAUUAUAACCAUUUGUUGGUUUCAGCAGCACCUGCUGGGGCUUUUCUCCUGUCGGCCACACCCUUGUACAGUUUAAACGCCCUGUUUGACCUGCAACUGGAUCCUUGAGCAUUAAGCACUGGGAAAUUACUGGAUUAGGCAUUUCAUAAGUGACACACCCUUGGACACAAACAAUUGCAUGAAAGUAAUCCUGGACUCUAGAGGUCCUGCUCUUGAGGCAAUGUGAUGCUGAUGUCAGAAGGUCCUCUUUUGUUAAGCAACACUGAUCCUUUGUAUGCUGCAUUCUACAUGAAACCUAUUUUUUAGACAUUAUUUUUACAGUUUGGACCAAGAUCACCUAAAAAAAUAUACAUGUUUUACCAAUUUUUUAAAUGUUUUUUUCAAUCAAAGUGAAGCAGUUUGUUAAUAUUUUUUAGUAAAAGUGAGAAAUUUUUUUUUUGCAGAAUUCCCAGAUGUUUUUAUUCAAAAUAGACACAAAAUGUUGCAUUAAACUUUUCAGAUGGGUCGUGUUGCCUCACCAGGACACUCCCAUAGUAAACACCCUCAUUUACAGCCACCCUGCUUGUCUUUUACUAUCAAACUUCCUGUGGGGCAUUCUGGACUUCUGGCCUGCAGAAUCAUUUGCUUAAUUAAAACAUUUGACUUGGUACAUCCUGUGAAUAACUUCAGUCUCUUGAACCUUAUCCUGACAGUAAAGUUGAGGUACAGCAGGAAGGUCGGAGUUGAGUUUUUUUAAUUGAUGUGUUGAAAUUACUGAACUUGCACUACCAGUGAAUUCCUAAUAAAUGUGAGCAAAGCAACAGCAGGAAAACGUCACAAAUUGUCUCGAUAAUUUUAUGCUCUUUUAACAGAAUUAACGCCAAUAAGAGUUUGCUUUUUUUAAAUUAAUAUAACUACAGUUUCUGUAUUUUAAACUCCAACCUACUGGAACUGAGCACAUCUGCAACAGGGAGUGUUCCCAUUGCCACAUAAUGAGACUCAAUAACUCCAAGAUACACUCUAAAAAUAUAUACGUUGAAUUUCUUUAACCAGCUUAUGUCAACUGGUUCCACAAAAAUGUAUUUGCCUUUAUGCAUGUAGUAAUAUACAUUCACUUUUAACUUAACAAUGCUUAAGACUCUACAUUUAAGCAGUUAGGUUUAGUGGAGCCAGUUGACAUAACUCGGUUAAGUAAAUUCAACAUUUCAUUUAAUACAGUGUAUAUCAAAUUGAGAUCAAAGUUAAUGAUUCAACCAAUGAGUUACUGUUUGCUUGUGACUCAAAUGGAGGUCAAAACAUUUGUGAUUAUGGGAUCAUUCCCAGGAUGCUGUGCAGGCACUCGUGUUCAUUUCCUGCAGAGAAUUGCACUCAUAAGAAAUAAACUGUUGAGUUAAUUUAACCAAGUUAUGUCACCCGGACCUAAUUCCAUAAAUGAAGAGAGUGACGUACAUUGUUAUACGUUAUGUUAAAUACUGUAAAAAUUCAAGCAACUAGGUUUAGCAGAACCAGGUGAUGUAAUUUGGUUAAGUUAAUCCAACAUUUUAUUUCUUAGAGUGUAGAACGUGUUCCAUUCAUAUGUAUCGCUGUAUUAUUUGUGCCUUAUAUGUAAUGGAUAGUAUAGAAUAAAACUGUGACUGUU
Messenger RNA from Nothobranchius furzeri (turquoise killifish), 4590 nucleotides. It is a transcript of the gene s100u, whose product is annotated as S100 calcium binding protein U. Gene Ontology annotation, molecular function: calcium-dependent protein binding; calcium ion binding. Gene Ontology annotation, cellular component: perinuclear region of cytoplasm. The record is from RefSeq and is a predicted model, not a curated record. NCBI's taxonomy places the organism in Eukaryota, Metazoa, Chordata, Actinopteri, Cyprinodontiformes, Nothobranchiidae.